AUGCACUUGCCUCCAACCGAUGUCGGGGCAGGUCAGUUGGUCUACAAGCUCGGCGAUGUGCCGAGUGUGGCUGUCACCAUUGAUGUGGACUUUGUGGAGGAAGGGGAUAGAUGUUUGGGAAGGUUUUCGGUAACUAUGAAGCUCUUACUUCUCUCUGCCCUGGUGGCCGUCGCCCUCUCUCAUCCUCUGGAAGUGUCCGAGGAAGAUCAUGCCCAAUGGGAACUGUUCAAGGUGGCCCACGAAAGGGAAUACGAUACACCAGAAGAAGAAGAGACCAGAAAGAAUAUUUUCCUGGAAAACCUGCAGUUUGUACGAGAGCACAAUGAAAAGUUUGAAAAUGGCGAAGUUUCUUUUGAUGUUGAAAUCAAUAAAUUUUCCGAUUUGACCACCGAGGAGUUCGUGACCAUGAUGAAUGGCUACAAGCGCCUAGAGAAACACGAGAGGACUGGAGAUGCCUUCGAUGACUCAGAGAACGUCAAGCUCCCUAAGAACGUGGACUGGAGGAAGAAAGGAGCUGUCACUGAAGUCAAGGACCAAGGACUUUGUGGAUCUUGCUGGGCUUUCAGUGCUACUGGAAGUCUCGAGGGUCAACAUUACCUGAAGACUAAGAAGCUGGUGUCACUCAGUGAACAGAAUCUUAUGGACUGCUCAACUGCUGAAGGAAACAAAGGCUGUCGCGGUGGUCUCAUGGAUAACGCUUUCAUUUACGUGAAAAAGAACAAGGGCAUUGACACAGAGGCAUCUUACCCCUACGAGGGUUACAAAGACACUUGCCGCUACAACCCCAAGAACAAGGGAGCCACCGACAAUGGAUAUGUUGGUAUUACCUCAGGCAGUGAGAAGGCUCUCCAGAAGGCUGUGGCCACGGUUGGGCCGAUCUCAGUCGCCAUUGACGCUAACCACACGUCCUUUAAACACUACAAGAGUGGAGUGUACCAGAAUCCCGACUGUUCUUUUAUAGUUCUGGACCACGGAGUUCUGGCUGUUGGCUACAGCUCAGCCAAGAAGGGCGGCGCCUACUGGCUGGUGAAGAACUCCUGGAGCAGUGACUGGGGCAUGAACGGCUACGUCAUGAUGGCCAGGAACCACAAAAACAUGUGCGGUAUUGCCACUGAUGCCAGCUAUCCCAAGGUUUCAUUAUUUCCUUUGUAUAACAAUGAAACUCUUACUUCUCUCUGCCCUGGUGGCCGUCGCCCUCUCUCAUCCUCUGGAAGUUUCCGAGGAGAUCAUGCCCAAUGGGAACUUUUCAAGGUGGCCCACGAAAGAGAAUACGUUACACAAGAAGAGGAACUGAAGAGAAUGACUAUUUUCCUGGAAAAUCUGAAGUUUGUACGAGAACACAAUGAAAAGUUUGGAAAGGGUGAAGUUUCCUUUGAUGUGGAAAUCAAUAAAUUUUCGGAUUUGACCACCGAGGAGUUCGUGACCAUGAUGAAUGGGUACAAGCGCCCAGAGGGACUUGAGAGGACUGGAGAUGCCUUCGACGACUCGGAGAACGUCAGGCUCCCUAAGAACGUGCACUGGAGGAAGAAAGGAGCUGUCACUGAAGUCAAGGACCAAGGACUUUGUGGAUCUUGCUGGGCUUUCAGUGCUAGUGGAAGUCUCGAGGGUCAACACUACCUGAAGUCUAAGAAGCUGGUGUCACUCAGUGAACAGAAUCUUAUGGACUGCUCAACUGCUGAAGGAAACAAUGGAUGUCACGGUGGUCUCAUGGAUAAUGCUUUCAUUUACGUGAAAAAGAACAAGGGCAUUGACACAGAGGCAUCUUACCCCUACGAGCCUAAAUUACAAACAUGUUUUUAUUUACAGAGUGACACUUGCCGCUACGACCCCAAGAACAAGGGAGCCACCGACAAUGGAUUUGUUGACAUCACCUCAGGCAGUGAGAAGGCUCUGCAGAAGGCUGUGGCUACGGUUGGGCCGAUCUCAGUCGCCAUUCUGGCUAAACACACUUCCUUUAAACACUACAAGAGUGGAGUGUACAAGGAUCCCGACUGUUCUUUAAUAGUUUUGGACCACGGAGUUCUGGCUGUUGGCUACGGCUCAGCCAAGAAGGGCGGCGCCUACUGGCUGGUGAAGAACUCCUGGGGAAGUAACUGGGGCAUGAACGGCUACGUCAUGAUGGCCAGGAACUUCCACAACAUGUGCGGUAUCGCCACAAUGGCCAGCUAUCCUAAAGUUUAAUCACUUCCUUUGUGUAU
This is a messenger RNA of Homalodisca vitripennis (glassy-winged sharpshooter), 2198 nucleotides long. RefSeq lists its product as uncharacterized. NCBI's taxonomy places the organism in Eukaryota, Metazoa, Arthropoda, Insecta, Hemiptera, Cicadellidae. Bases 1 to 2181 code for a protein of 726 amino acids. Gene Ontology annotation, cellular component: lysosome. Gene Ontology annotation, biological process: immune response. Gene Ontology annotation, molecular function: cysteine-type endopeptidase activity. The transcript is spliced from 13 exons. The record is from RefSeq and is a predicted model, not a curated record.